Messenger RNA from Protopolystoma xenopodis, 366 nucleotides. Lineage: Eukaryota; Metazoa; Platyhelminthes; Monogenea; Polystomatidea; Polystomatidae. The record is from the annotation of a GenBank genome assembly.
AUGGAUCAUUCCUUAGAUCUACGCCUUCAAGUCACUAACACCAGUCUUGCAGCACUCAGCUCUUCAGCCAUAGAUACUAUCAAUUUUGCUAUUGACACUGCCUCUAAUUCCGCCUCGACUUAUACGACACCGCUUAAAUCAAUCGAGGCAAGUCAAGCUGCCACAGUAGAUAGUCAGGCCAUUUUCUCUGCGACUAUCGGUUUGGCUGCCAGUUUGGGAGCUCCUCGUCCUCUCGAUGAGAUCACCGGCUUCGAGAGCGGUGUCAGUCUGGACCGCGAGUCAAAUGUAAUCGUCUUGACGGGCUUGCGAGGAGUUUAUGCGGUGGCUCUCCAAUGCACCGAGGAAAUGUUCAAGUGGGCCGAUCAA